AGGAAGGCCUGGCCUGUGGGGAGGCUCCUCUGGGAGAAAAGACGCAGCGAGAGUCCCCGGGGAAUCCCCCACCCGCCCCCAGUCGGGGACCCCGUCGCGCCUGCUCGGGAAGAGCUCCAGGCGCCAGUUGCUAUAGGCAACCAGCUCUGGUGACCAACUGGUCCCGGUUGCCCGGGUUAUGAUGGUUUAGCGCUGGCAGGAUCGCGGGCCCGCAGCCCGCCGAGGUGACGCUAUCCUGCCCCCUGCGGCUCCACCCAGAGUAGGUCCGGGAGACUUUUUAAUAUGGGGCUUUUUCUUUUUUUAACACUACCUGUUUAAUAUUAGGGUGAAGGCACCCCGCAGACACUCUCCCGACCAAGCCCUGGCAUGUCAGCACUUCAGUGGAGCCUUCCUUCCUAAAGAGCCUCGUGGUGGAUCAGCUGUUUGCCUUCCCCAUUCAAAGGGAAGGAUGAAAGCUCUACCUAAAAACAGGAUGUGAGCGGAAGAGACCUGUCAUUGUGAGUCUGGCUGCUGCUUGUCACUGAUGUCAUCCCCAGGGUGACAUGACCUCGUGACCAUAAACCUAAGUGGCUGCAGUUAAGGUGACAUCAGUAACAAUAAGGCUCGUGAUCGGAGGAAAUCUGUUUGACAAGAUGAAAACGGUACGGCACUCGGAACAGACACUUAGAACAGCUCUCAUCUCAAAGAACCCAGCACUUGUGUCCCAGUAUGAGAAGUUCGAUGCGGCAGAGCGGCGUUUGAUGAACGAAGCCUUCCGACCAGCCAGCGAUCUCUUCGGGCCCAUCACCUUGCAUUCGCAGUCAGAUUGGAUCACCUCCCAUCCUGAGCCUCCCCAAGACUUUGAAGAGUUUUUCAAUGAUCCUUCCAGAAAGACACCCUCUCGAGAGAAACAUAGGAUUUAUAUACAGUGCAUUGGAUCUCUAGGAAAUACCAGAAUUAUCAGCGAAGAAUAUGUUAAAUGGCUCAAGGGCUACUGUGAGGCAUUUUUCUAUGGCUUAACAGUGAAACUCCUAGAACCAGUCCCCGUCUCUGCAACAAGGUGUGCCUUCAGAGUCAAUGAUAGCACGGAGAACCUACAGAUACAUGCAGGGCACAUUCUGCACUUCUUGAAAAAGAAGAAACCUGAAGAUGCCUUCUGCAUUGUGGGAGUAACGAUGAUUGAUCUUUACCCCAGAGACUCCUGGAAUUUCGUCUUUGGACAGGCCUCUUUGACAGAUGGUGUGGGGAUAUUCAGCUUUGCCAGGUAUGGCGGUGACUUUUACAGCUCAAGCUACAAAGGCAAAGUGAAGGCGUCGCAGAGACAAUCUUCGCGUGACUAUUCGGUGUUUGAUAACUAUUACACUCCUGAAGUGACCAGUGUUCUGCUGCUUCGGUCCUGCAAGACUUUAACCCAUGAGAUUGGACACAUAUUUGGACUUCGACACUGCCAGUGGCUGGCAUGCCUAAUGCAAGGCUCCAACCACUUGGAAGAAGCUGACCGGCGCCCCCUAGAUCUGUGUCCCAUCUGUUUACGCAAGUUGCAAUGUGCUAUUGGCUUCAACAUUGUAGAAAGAUACCAAGCACUGGUGAGGUGGAUUGAUGAUGAAUCUGCUGACACGCCCCGAGUUACUCCGAAACGUAGUCAUGACGGUAAUGUGAAUUUGCCCAAACCUGUGGAAGCCUUUAAGGAGUGGAAAGAGUGGAUAAUAAAAUGCCUUGCUAUUGUCCAAAAAUAAGAACCUUCAAAUAGGAGUAAUUAAAAUCCUUGCACAUCAUGCUUUCUUUUGUAUGGAGUGCUUCAUUGGAAUAAACUGUUUACUGAUUCUGCCCUGUA
This is a messenger RNA of Myotis lucifugus (little brown bat), 1813 nucleotides long. RefSeq names its product archaelysin family metallopeptidase 2 (gene AMZ2). Gene Ontology annotation, biological process: proteolysis. The record is from RefSeq and is a predicted model, not a curated record. Gene Ontology annotation, molecular function: metallopeptidase activity. NCBI's taxonomy places the organism in Eukaryota, Metazoa, Chordata, Mammalia, Chiroptera, Vespertilionidae. The coding region runs from base 633 to 1715 and encodes 360 amino acids. The transcript has 9 exons.